UUGUGGUCCGGCUGGUUGGGACUGCGAAGUCGCAGAACAUUUUCAUAUCUUAGGCCCACGUUUUAUCGUUGGACCUGUAGGUGUGUUCAGGCCUUGGGAGGGCGGACGACCCGCAUGUUCGGGUCGUUAUUUCAAAAUGUUUUCAUUUCCAAGGCCAACACCAAGCAAGAUAAAAUGUUAAUAGGGAGUAUUCUGUCUUGGUUUGGGGGCUGUUAACGGAAUGGUGGCUGUUUGGAUCUCUCGCAUUGGCCUUCGGCGUCCCUUUUGGUGUCUGACAAUUAUGUUUUAGUGUAAUGUGAGUAAGGAGCUUAUAACAACAAAUGCAGGCUACUUUCUUUUACAUGUCGUGUGAUGAAGUGAUUACGGAGUUUGAGGCAUUCAGAAUGGUCCAGCGUUUGACCUACCGUCGUAGGCUGUCCUAUAAUACAGCCUCUAACAAAACUAGGCUGUCCCGAACCCCUGGUAAUAGAAUCGUUUACCUUUAUACCAAGAAGGUUGGGAAAGCACCAAAAUCUGCAUGUGGCGUGUGCCCAGGCCGACUUCGAGGAGUUCGUGCUGUGAGACCUAAAGUCCUUAUGAGGUUGUCCAAAACGAAAAAACACGUCAGCAGGGCCUAUGGUGGUUCCAUGUGUGCUAAGUGUGUUCGUGACAGAGACACAGCGAGAGAGGGAACACAAGCACGGGGGAGUGGGAGAGGGAGAAGCAGGCUUCCCGCCGAGCAGGGAGCCCGAUGCGGGGCUCGAUCCCAGGACCCUGGGAUCAUGACCUGAGCAGAGAGCAGACGCUUAACGACUGAGCCACCCAGGCGCCCCGAAACCAAGGCUUGUUUAAAUUCUCAUAGCCAGUAAGGGGCAGCACUGGGAUUCAUUCUAGGUUUUAUUGAGACCCUAGCUUUUAACCUCAUUGAUUUUAUAAACAUGAAUUGCCUCUAAAGACUUAAGUGGAAGGAUUUGUGAGGUGGUUGGUCUUCACAAGUUAAGGAACUGCUUCAGAAAGUGGGUUGCCUCCAGUUUAUUCAGCUAGUUCUAUAAAGUGGUUGAGCUCAGUUUCUUACCCAAAUCUGGCACCAAACUUGCAAGAUCACUCUGCCUUUCAGGAGUUAAUUUGUAAGGGGAUGGUAAGGCAUGUUACAGUAAUUCAAAUACAAGGUAAAUGGAACUUCCAUGAAAUACAAAAAAACUGAACUAUGUUUGAAGUUUAGAGGAGAAAUUACUUCCAGGUAGCUGGAACUCUGGGAAUGGUAUUUGAGGUGGUACCUGAAUGAUAGGUAAAUGUUGGCCAAGAGGUUGAAAGGGCAUUGUAGGCAAGGAAUGUAGAGGACUGAGAAAUGAGAUUGAAAAGGUACAUUAGAGAUGAGAGGGUCAUGAAUUGGUUUUAAGCGAAAGGGGUUUGGGUUUUUACUCCUUGUUCCCAGACUUUGCUAAACAUAAUCAUGGGCACGUUUAUUAAAAGUACGAUUUACAGGCCCUAGCUCUUAGAGAUUUGGGUGUAGAUCUGCUGGUAGGCUAUAGGUUAGUAUUAGCUGUGACUCUGAGAGGAGUCUGGUCUCUGAGUAAGUUUAGGGGAUUUUUAAGGGUCCUGAGUGAGAGUGGCAUCAGUUGUGUUUCUAUAGUGUAAUUAACAUUGGGGAGAUUUGAAGGAGUCCCAAAAUCCCAGGGAUUUUAGGCUGCGUUUAAUAUAAUUAGAUAACCAGGGGACCAAUAGGAGUAUAAGUGGGACAGGUUUUUGUGGGAAUUUGCUUUCUCUGUGGAGGUAACUUUGCUUUUAACAAGUGGUAGUGACUACCUGCUCUUUGUCAGGUCCUAGGCACUGUAAUAAUAGUGAUUAAUAAAAUGUACUUCCUCUCUAAAUGGAGGUUCAAAGUACAGAAAUUGCAACUCCUUCCAAGUUUAAUCUUCAUAAAGCCUUGUGAAAUGGGUGUGAACUUACUGCUGUACCUUACAGCAGAGAAGGUAACUUGCUGGUUACCUAGCUAGUAAGUAGCAGAGUUGGCUCCAGACAAUCAGACUGCAGAAUCGUUACACUUGAGAACGUGCCUCUUGCUAAUAGCUUUUAACCCACCAUUUUGGUUCCGCACACAUUAAUUCCUUCAUGACUCAGAAGAGGGCAGGUGCAAUUACAUAGAAUUGAGGGAUUAUCCUCCUUUAAAUGCCAGCGUAGGAAGGAGACCUUCAGCUAAACGAGUCUAGCCAUCUAAUUUCAGCUCCUAAGUGUUUUGUCUGUACUUGCAGUUUUCAU
Messenger RNA from Mirounga angustirostris (Northern elephant seal), 2238 nucleotides. RefSeq names its product ribosomal protein L34 (gene RPL34). Bases 321 to 770 code for a protein of 149 amino acids. NCBI's taxonomy places the organism in Eukaryota, Metazoa, Chordata, Mammalia, Carnivora, Phocidae. The transcript has 5 exons. Gene Ontology annotation, cellular component: cytosolic large ribosomal subunit; ribosome. The record is from RefSeq and is a predicted model, not a curated record. Gene Ontology annotation, molecular function: structural constituent of ribosome. Gene Ontology annotation, biological process: translation.